AUGGCUUUCAUGCAACAGGUCGAAAACAUAGCAUGCGUAGGUGCCGGAUAUGUUGGUGGGCCAACAUGUGCCAUGAUCGCUUAUAAAUGCCCAGAAAUACGAGUCACUGUUGUGGAUAUGAAUACGGAAAAGAUCCAGCAAUGGAAUUCAGAUCAUUUACCUAUUUUUGAGCCAGAUCUUGAUGAAAUUGUGAGAUCAUGUCGUGGAAGGAAUCUUUUUUUCUCCGAUGAUAUACCGUCAGCAAUACGAAAUGCACAACUUAUUUUCAUGUCCGUUAAUACACCGACAAAAACAUAUGGAAGAGGAAAAGGUAUGGCACCCGACCUGAAAUACGUGGAGUCUGUUUCACGUGCCAUAGCAGAGCAUUCUCGCGGUCCUAAAAUUGUUGUUGAGAAAAGCACGGUGCCGGUGAAAGCUGCUGAAAGCAUCAGUGCUAUAUUGAAUGAAGCACAAAAGAAAAAUCCUCAGCUUUCUUUUCAAGUAUUGUCGAAUCCGGAAUUUCUAUCAGAAGGAACAGCAAUAAACGAUCUGGCAAAUCCGGAUCGUGUUUUGAUAGGCGGAGAGAGUUCUCCGGACGGUUUGGCAGCUAUGGCUCAACUGAUACAAAUUUAUGAGCACUGGGUGCCACGAGAAAGAAUUAUUACUACUAAUACUUGGUCUUCAGAACUGUCAAAACUGGCAGCCAAUGCAUUUCUUGCACAGCGAAUUUCAAGUAUAAAUGCAAUAUCUGCCAUCUGUGAAGCGACUGGUGCUGAUAUACGUGAAGUUUCUUAUGCAAUUGGUCGAGAUACUCGUAUUGGAAAUCAGUUUCUUCAAGCUAGUGUUGGCUUUGGAGGUAGCUGUUUUCAAAAAGAUGUUUUAAGUCUUGUUUAUCUCGCCGGAUCCUUGAAUCUUCACAAAGUAGCUGAUUACUGGUUGCAAGUUGUUGAAAUCAAUAAUUGGCAAAGGCGGCGUUUUGCUGAUAAAAUCAUUUCCGAAAUGUUUGAUACGGUAUCAAGCAAGAGAAUCGCAAUAUUUGGUUUUGCUUUCAAGAAAAAUACUGCCGAUACGAGGGAAUCUUCAUCUAUUUACAUAGUUAAGUAUUUGCUUGAUGAAGAUGCUAAAUUGGUUAUAUACGAUCCAAAAGUACCAGAAUCACAAAUGCGUUUUGAACUAAAUCAGAUUUCCUCCAAAGAAACUGUUGAUAAACUAUUCACAUUCUCCAAGGAUCCAUACGAGGCAGCGAUGAAUUCACAUGCUAUAGUUGUGCUUACUGAAUGGGACGAGUUCAAAAAUUAUGAUUACAAAUAUAUUUUCAAUUCAAUGGCACAACCGGCGUCAGUGUUUGAUGGCCGGCUCAUUCUGGAUCAUAACAAAUUACGCGAGAUUGGUUUUCACGUAUCUGCAAUUGGAAUUGCCUCACAGUCGUGCAAAAAUUGCUAUAAAUAG
Molecule: messenger RNA, 1428 nt
Organism: Cercopithifilaria johnstoni
Lineage: Eukaryota; Metazoa; Nematoda; Chromadorea; Rhabditida; Onchocercidae
Source: the annotation of a GenBank genome assembly